This is a messenger RNA of Fusarium keratoplasticum, 1575 nucleotides long. RefSeq names its product Phosphoglycerate mutase. Gene Ontology annotation, biological process: glucose catabolic process. Bases 1 to 1575 code for a protein of 524 amino acids. The record is from RefSeq and is a predicted model, not a curated record. The transcript has 4 exons. Gene Ontology annotation, cellular component: cytoplasm. Gene Ontology annotation, molecular function: manganese ion binding. Lineage: Eukaryota; Fungi; Ascomycota; Sordariomycetes; Hypocreales; Nectriaceae.
AUGUCCAAGACCGACCACAAGGCUUGCCUCAUCGUCAUUGAUGGCUGGGGUAUCGCCUCCGAGGAGAGCCCCAAGAAUGGCGACGCCAUCGCCGCUGCCCAGACCCCCGUCAUGGACGAGCUCUCCAAGGACUCCAACGGCUUCACCGAGCUCGAGGCCUCAUCGCUGGCGGUGGGCCUCCCUGAGGGCCUCAUGGGCAACUCCGAGGUUGGACACUUGAACAUCGGAGCCGGCCGUGUCGUCUGGCAGGACGUUGUCCGCAUCGACCAGAACAUCAAGACUGGCGAGUUCAGCAAGAACGACGUCAUCAAGAAGACCUUUGAGAGUGCCGCUGCUGGCAACGGCCGCCUACAUCUCUGCGGUCUCGUCUCCCAUGGCGGUGUGCACUCCAAGCAAACCCACCUCUACGCCCUCCUCAAGGCCGCCAAGGAGUACAACGUCCCCAAGGUCUUCAUCCACUUCUUUGGUGAUGGCCGUGACACCGACCCCAAGUCGGGCGCCGACUACAUGCAGGAGCUUGUCGACACCAUGAAGGAGCUCGAGAUUGGUGAGAUUGCCACCGUCGUCGGCCGAUACUUUGCCAUGGACCGUGACAAGCGCUGGGAGCGAGUCGAGAUUGCCCUCAAGGGUCUGUGCCACGGUGAGGGUGAGGCCUCUGAGGACCCCGUCGCUACCGUCCGAGCUCGAUAUGAGCGUGGUGGUGAGAAGGACAGGGAUGAGUUCCUCACCCCCAUCAUUGUUGGUGGUGAUGAGCGCCGCAUCAAGGACGACGAUACCGUCUUCUUCUUCAACUACCGAUCCGACCGUGUCCGUCAGAUCACCCAGCUUCUCGGCGAUGUCGACCGAUCUGUCCUCCCCGACUUUGAAUACCCCAAGAUCAAGCCCCUCGUCACCAUGACCCAGUACAAGGGCGACUACCCCUUCGAGGUCGCCUUUGAGCCCCAGCGCAUGGGCAACGUGCUCGCCGAGUGGCUGGGCAAGCAGGGUGUUAAGCAGGUUCACGUUGCCGAGACUGAGAAGUACGCUCACGUCACCUUCUUCUUCAACGGCGGCGUUGAGAAGGUCUUUGCCCUCGAGACUCGCGACCAGUCCCAGGAUCUCGUCCCCUCCAACAAGUCGGUCCCCACCUACGACCACGCCCCCGAGAUGUCUGCCGAUGGCGUUGCCGACCAGGUCGUCAAGCGUCUGGGCGAGCAGGAGUUCCCCUUCGUCAUGAACAACUUUGCUCCUCCCGACAUGGUUGGCCACACUGGUGUCUACGAGGCCGCCAUCAUCGGCUGCGAGGCCACCGACAAGGCCAUUGGCAAGAUCCUCGAGGCCUGCAAGAAGGAGGGCUACAUUCUCUUCAUCACCGCCGACCACGGCAACGCCGAGGAGAUGAAGUUCCCCGACGGCAAGCCCAAGACCAGCCACACCACCAACAAGGUGCCCUUCAUCAUGGCCAACUACCCCGAGGGCUGGAGCCUCCAGGACAACGAGGGUGUUCUGGGCGACGUCGCCCCUACCGUCCUCGCGGCCAUGGGCCUGCCCCAGCCCGAGGAGAUGACUGGCAAGUCUCUUCUCCAGAAGGCUUAA